Messenger RNA from Bacillus rossius redtenbacheri, 2263 nucleotides. RefSeq names its product akirin. Gene Ontology annotation, biological process: positive regulation of transcription by RNA polymerase II; positive regulation of innate immune response. Gene Ontology annotation, molecular function: transcription coregulator activity. The transcript has 2 exons. Gene Ontology annotation, cellular component: nucleus; chromatin. The record is from RefSeq and is a predicted model, not a curated record. The coding region runs from base 308 to 841 and encodes 177 amino acids. NCBI's taxonomy places the organism in Eukaryota, Metazoa, Arthropoda, Insecta, Phasmatodea, Bacillidae.
AGUCAUCAAUCGUGUAGCAAUUGUAAAGUAAGUUUGUGGUUUAAAAUUUUUAUUUAUUUGAAGUCUGUGACACUCUAUACGAUGUUUUAAUUCCUAAACUUUAUAUAUUUUUAUAACUAUUUAAUUUAUGACAUGAAAUCUGUGGAUAAUAUCGCCUCCUAUUGUCGUCACUUGAUAUUUUGACUGAAAGUUUAGUAGUUUUGCUUGAGGUUAGAGCUGUUGCUCGAAACGAACCUGUUCGUUGUUUAGUUAAUCUGAAGUAAUUACUUUUUUUAGUGCAUAAUAUUAUUAAGUUUUAAGCUGAACAAUGGCAUGUGCAACGUUGAAGCGAUCUCUCGACUUUGAUCCAGUCCAUAGUCCUGGAAGACCUCCCAAGAGGCAGCGAUGCUCUCAGAUGUACAUGUCGCCAUCAAGCCCAACUCGUCAUGAAGGUGUCAAUCCAUCGCCCUUCGAAGCGGCGUGUAGCAGAAUGACUCCGGAAAAGAUGGCAGCAAGGAUCCACGAGGAAUUCCGCCGCAUGAACCGCCGCAAGCAAUUGAAUUACCCGAGCGGGGAUGGCCAUGAUUCUGCUUCCGACGUUCCGAUGGAUUCUCCGGGAUCGCCGACGAGCUCUAGCAUGACAUGUGCAUUCAGCAAUAAAGAAAAGCCGCUGUUCACUUUCCAGCAGGUGGGGCUGAUCUGCGAGCGCAUGCUUAAGGAACAAGAGGGGCGCAUUCGCGAGGAGUACGAUCGCAUCCUGCACACGAAACUGUCGGAACAGUACGACACCUUCGUGAAGUUCACGUACGAUCAGCUGCAGAAGCGUUUCGAGAGUGAUGCCAUGCCGAGCUACCUCUCCUAAAUCAUCCAGUUUCUCACUUUUGGACCAAGCUCCAAAGAUAAAAAGGAAAAAAAAAUAUUUAUGCUAUACCAAUUUACAAGUUAAGGAACAUGAAACAUAAUUGUAUCUCAUAUUUAGUCUAAAAGCUGUGCCUAAAUAUUGUACGAAUUGCAAAAAUAAACAGUAGCCUUAGGGAGAGGGUAGUCAAAUUGUAAAGAUUCUUGACUUUAAGCAUGUUUAAAAAAGGACAUCUAACACAGUUUUGAUAAUAUUGUUUUAUGUGUUAAGUAAGUUGAUAACUUUUUUAAAUUUGUAAUUAAAUUGGGGGUGGAAUUUAAACAAGCUGUGUUAGCUGAAAAUGGCGUACUUUCUAUGUGUAGUGGUAUUCAUUUAUCCAGACUUUAUCUAACUAGGGAUGUGCAAGUAAUGGAUUGCAGUUCAUAUGAAUGCUGAGUAGUUGGGGAGGCUUAGCUCCUGCAAAAACAUUUCUACCAGCUGUUAAUCAAAAAAAGUUUGACAUCAACCUCAAGAAAAAUGAAGCCCUGCUAUUAUAUUGUGAGUUGACAGUUAUUUUACAGUAUGUUUUAUUUAGUAUUUUUAUAGUGUUUAUUUUGUGACUGUUUUAUUUAUUUCAAGUGAAGUCAUCAUUUUCUAACAAUAUGUUAGAGGUUAUUUUUCUACACAGACACAUUCUACCACAGCAAAACAAGAGUUGGAUGCCUAUUGUCUUAUGAGAUUGUGGGUAUCCUACACAAUUUUAAGUUGACUGCAUAUGAUUAUCUCAUGCACAUAUUUUCCAUUUUGUUUUUGAAAUUUUUUUAGUAAAUUGUAAAUGAUCAUAUCUACCUGAAUGUUCAUUGAAAUAGUUGGUUCUUUUAAUGUAUCGACUUAAGUUUAUACUUAGAUGUAUGAUUCCUAUCUUGUUCAUAUUAUUAUUAUUUUUAAUUCUUGAGUUCGGGUGAAUACUUCAAGUUAGGUUUUCAGAAACGGUGCGUCUAAAGACUUUGUAAUCCCACGGAUAAAUUUGGUUUUGCUAGUGAAUAGUUAUUAGUGUUUUAAUCCAACACAAUUCAAGUGCACAUGUAGAAAAAAUUGUUUUUAAAAAUUGAGUUUAUUGUAGUUGUAUAGUUUCAAUUUAAAAUGCUGUAUUUACUUUGUAUGAAAUGUAUGUGGCUUAAAGCAAGAUGCUGUUCAGCUGGUUCACUAGAGUUGAUGCAACUCCAAUCCCCAUCUGAUGUUAGUCACGUAAUUCCAGCAAGCAUCCAUUUAUAAAUUUAUAUUUGCUUCACGAUUAAGUUUUUUGAUGUUUAAAUGUAAGGAAAUUUAAUGUUCUGGUGUAUGUAAAGAGCAUGUUUGUUUUUCAAGUUUGUUGGUGCGGACUAUAGGCGCUAAAAUUGAAUGGAAUUGUGUUAAUUAUAGUAAAUAAACUUCUUGUAAUUAAAA